Penicillium canescens is the source of this 885-nucleotide messenger RNA. RefSeq names its product HNH endonuclease signature motif containing protein. Lineage: Eukaryota; Fungi; Ascomycota; Eurotiomycetes; Eurotiales; Aspergillaceae. The transcript has 4 exons. The coding region runs from base 1 to 885 and encodes 294 amino acids. The record is from RefSeq and is a predicted model, not a curated record.
AUGUUCCUGCACACAGUCAACCCCGGCCAAGGUGUCGACACUAGAUGCGCCGACAACACCAUUCUGCUACGUCGCGACUUACAUAAGAUGUGGGAUGACCACAAAUUUGCGAUUGUGCCUAAAGCAGGAAAAUGGGUUGUUCAUGUGUUGUGGAACUCUUCGGUAGUGGAGAUUCAGGAGCGAUAUCAUAACCUUGAGUUGCAGCCGCUCGCUGGUGUAUCACGGCAUUUCUUCUUGUGUCGAUUUGCCCUCGCUGUGUUUUCCAACAGCCCUUUCCUGAGCCAAAGAGUACCGAGGAAGCUGAUUCUCGUCGAUUACGAGGGCUUAGCCGAAGUUCAGGUUCGAGAGAUGGCUCCGGAUGAAUAUCAACGAAAGUUCUCCACGUUAUCUACAAGGGCAAAUAAUAGGAGUCAAAGUCCCAAAAAGAGGUCAAGAUCUGCCCCGAGAAACGAGGUCGACGAUGGCUCUGUGCUGGAGGAACCAGAUAGCGAGGAUCAUGAUGAAGAGGAAGAAGAGGAUAGAGAGUUACCCGAGAGAGCCGGAGUGCAAGCCCAUGUCGGAAGCGGCGACGAACAUCAGGGAGCAGUCACCUUCUACGGACACCGCCGAGGUCGACGAGUCCGGCAGGGCUCUAGAGGGCCUAUCGAAACAAUUAUCAACAACUGCAGUGCUAUCUGGCUGCGUGUGCUCUACUGCCCCAUAGCCCGCUCUGUAUGCCAGCUUCAAAUUGGUCAAGACCUGCAACUGUUUGAGAAAUGGCAUGAGAGGGACAAUGCUGCUGAACACAGUGACGAGCUAGCCGAUAUGGUCAACCGCGAUCCUGUACUUCUUGGUCAGUGCGUCAAGGUCCCCAGUGUAGGCCCAGAAUUUGAAAAGCCACAUUAG